Candoia aspera is the source of this 1897-nucleotide messenger RNA. It is a transcript of the gene AGMAT, whose product is annotated as agmatinase. The record is from RefSeq and is a predicted model, not a curated record. The transcript has 7 exons. Gene Ontology annotation, molecular function: agmatinase activity; metal ion binding. Bases 36 to 1217 code for a protein of 393 amino acids. Lineage: Eukaryota; Metazoa; Chordata; Lepidosauria; Squamata; Candoiidae.
UAGGAAGCCUCUUCCUCUGCCGCCGCUGCUGGGGCAUGGGCAGCCUCUCUGCCUGGGGGGGCAAAGCCCUCUUUCAGGGCUUGUUUCUCGGGGUCCAGGCACCCCUGCGAAUGGCCCCUGUCCUGGCCCUGCACUCCUGCUGCAGCUGGGCCUGCCCAGCCCCCUGGGGCACUGGCUCCAAGCCCCCCGGGGGCUCCCUUCUGCGUGGCCUCCUGGCCAGGAGGCCGCCCUGCCCUUGCCAGGCCUCGGGCUCUGCUUUCAACAUGCCCCCCAGCGCUGAAGACACGGCCAGGCCCGUGGGGAUAUGCUCCAUGUUCAGACUGCCCGUGUGGGAUUCGGCUGAAGGGCUGGAUGUGGCGUUCGUGGGGGUCCCUCUGGACACCGGGACCUCCAACCGCCCUGGGGCCAGGUUUGGCCCUCGCCACCUCCGUGCUGAGUCAGCCAUGAUGCGUGCUUUCAACCCAAGCACCGGGGCAGAUCCCUACCACUCGCUCCUGGUUGCCGACAUUGGGGACGUCCACGUCAACCUGUAUGAUCUGAAGGACAGCUGCCGGCAAAUCCGGGAAGCCUUUCGGAAGAUUGUGGCGGGCAGCUGCAUCCCCCUCACACUGGGCGGAGACCACACGAUCACAUACCCCAUCCUGCAGGCAAUGGCAGAAAAGCAUGGCCCGGUGGGACUGGUCCAUGUGGAUGCUCAUACCGACACUGGUGACCGUGCCCUGGGGGAACGGAUCUACCAUGGCACCCCAUUCCGGCGCUGCGUGGAAGACGGGCUGCUCGAUUGCCAGCGGGUCAUUCAGAUUGGGAUCCGGGGGUCCUCCUACUCUCCAGAUCCAUACAAGUUUUGCUGGGAUCAGGGUUUCCGGGUGGUACUGGCGGAAGACUGCUGGAUGAAGUCGCUGGUCCCAUUGAUGGCGGACGUGAGGAAGCAGAUGGGGGACAAGCCUGUGUACAUCAGCUUUGACAUUGACGGGCUGGAUCCGGCCUACGCCCCUGGCACGGGGACCCCUGAGAUUGCGGGUCUCACCCCAGCCCAGGCCCUGGAGAUCAUCCGAGGCUGCCGAGGGUUACGCAUCGUGGGGGGGGACCUUGUAGAAGUCGCUCCCGUGUACGAUCCUUCUGGUAACACAGCUCUCCUGGGGGCAAACCUGCUCUUCGAAAUGCUGUGCGCCCUCCCCGGGGUGAAGACGGUGCAGUCCCAUUCCCAAAAUGUCUGAUUUUGUGCUCAGAGAAUAGAAGGGGAUUCCACCCGUCCCCGCAGUAUCCUACCCUUGCAAUACCCGUACGAGGCACCUUUGGACUCCUGUUUUUAGAACACCAAGUUGCUAGUCCUUAAUGCUGCAGCAAAAGGAAAAACUGGCAAGAGACAGGGUCCUGGUAGUUUCCAUCAGUCCUUUCAGGAAGGUGGGGAGACCAAAGAUGCAUCCAGCAACACCCGCUGAGUCCCGUUUUUCCCCCAAGAAGGCAAUGCUUUGCAGGAGAAGCACAGGGAAGGUUCACUGGGGGACGGGAUUUAUUGAGAGGAUGGUAGGAACCCAGAUCCAAGGAAGAUGCAGCUGCCCCUCAGACUCCCUCGGGACACGCAGGAGCUGAUGCAGCUCACGUUUGGUGCAACGUCCCUUUUCCAGCCCUCCGUCUCAGCCAAGGCCCCUGAUGCAUCAUGCAAGAACAGGGCCCCUAAGUGAAUCCCGCCCAGCGCAAAGGAUUUCCAGUGUGGACGCAGCCACCAAGGAGCAGCUGGACAGUCCCCGCUGGCUAAUUAAAGUUGAGGUUGCAUCAUCUUGUGGUCAGACAUUAAAAUAGUUUAUUUCAGCUUCAAACUGGUUAAGAGUCUUAAAGCAAAGCAGACCCAAAAUAAAGGUAGUGCUUGUUCACAGAUACCCAGAAAGAAGGGGGG